Porites lobata is the source of this 20697-nucleotide messenger RNA. The record is from the annotation of a GenBank genome assembly. Lineage: Eukaryota; Metazoa; Cnidaria; Anthozoa; Scleractinia; Poritidae.
CGUAACGAUUGGCUUGUCAGUUGAGGAAUCAGUUUUCGCUUGUGAUUCAGAUUCAAGGCGACUACUUUUUUCACGGAGCUGGACGCUUUUAAAAACAUCUGUCAAUGCGAUCGAUGUGGUUUAGGUUGUUAGUCGGCAGCUCUGAUUCGCUCUGUUGCACGUUUUGGAGCCGUAUUGCCUUCUGAACCAAAUGCCCGACAAACGAUCUACGUUGUUUAUAAAGCAGGUUAGUGGGAAAAUGCUAAGUAAUGUUACCCCUGAUAUUCAGAUUAAGAUGUCAAAGAAGGUAUUGUUAAAAAUUAAGGAAUUAGCACGCAGAUCAUUGGUAUUUAUUCCCCAAGCGAUUUCUUUUACGAGUACGUAAGCUCGCUCUUGAUUCAACAAUGAAUGAAUGGAAACUAAAGUACAUGGUCCUGCUAAACGUCAAGUCUAAUACCAUGUUUUUACAUCCAAAUAAAUAAAUAAAUAAAAAUAUAGACAUGAGGCAUGAAAGGAAAUGAAGAAGUUUAAAGCAAAUCAGUCAUCGUUAUACAGUCAAGAAAGCGGAUCCGGAACUAAAGUGAUAAAUUAGCGAGUGAUUGUAUGGCGACGUGAGGCGCUUCCUGCUAAAACCGAACGUGUUCAAGGCAUUUAUGCAUUUUUUUUAAUAAAGAGGGAUUUUCAGAUCCAGAAAUUUUGCGUCAGCUUUUGAUAUCUUAUCUCGAUUUCAUUUCAAGUUCUUUACUUUCUUCAUUGCCCACGCCUGGGCGAAAAGCUGUUGGUUUCAUCAUGAUAUUAACCUUCGAUUUAAUACGUCAGGGUCGAAAUGAAAGUAAGGUCAAAUUUAUCUAUAAUAUUCUGUGAGGUCAAAGGAAACAUAACCUAUUCUGUGCGGCGAUAGGUUGCUCCUGAUAUGACUAAUAAAUUUUGAAUACUGGGUAACUAGGGCGAGAGAGUCAGUUUUGAAAUACUUCACGCACUGAUCGUUCAAAAAGUCUUAUUUGCUUAAGAAAGACACUCUUUCAAAAACUUUCUAUCUUCUAAAUCAAUCGACAAUUUUGUCUCCAGUAUAAAAUGCAAAUGUCGUUGGUUCUUUAGGAGGUGUUAAGAUAAGUCAAAUCUAAAUCGCCCGACAAAACGGGACGUAUUGUGAAGAUUAGACAUCUUAACAAUUCGCCCACGAAAAGAAUUGAAAUACGUCUGCAUGCAAUUUCUUUUCCGUAGGCGUCUAGUUUGGCAUCAUGCCGGGACAAAGUUGAGUGAAAGAAAGAAACCACAUGUUUUUGGCGUUUUACCAUAAAACUGCCAGAUGAAUGUAUAGUUCAGAUGCAAAACCACUUCAAAACACCGUGUACGAUUAGUCUUGCUCAAAAUGAAAUCGGAUCACAAAAAGAUCGCGAUCAGUCAAAAUUAACAAAAAAAGUAUUAAAGUAUUGUAAAAAACACAACUGUAAGGAAUUUAUGUGUGGCUAUAAAUUCUGCUAAAUGAAUAUUAUUACCUAAAUGUUACAAGCCUUUAACGGACAGCAAUUUGGAAAAUAUAUUUACAAUGUAUUAUAUUUUAGACAUCAUGCUUUAUUUACUUGCAUUGAUUUUUUUAAAUAAUAACUAAACGUAAGUUUCUUAACAUAAAAGUCGCUGGAAUUUCACGAUCUUUGACUACUCUCAACCUCAAAUUUAACUAACCCAGUAUAUUUUCCCUUGAAUUUCUUUUCCCUAAGAUUCAUGUAUCCAUAAUCGAAAUAAACAUUAAACUUGAAAACCAGUAUUGAAACUCGGAUAAUUAUCAACAUUACUUUACAUCUCUAAAUAGUUAUACUUCCUCUCAACAAACAUAAUGUUUCUUUUUUGGCAUUCCACACGUGUUGUUUCAAUAAUUCCAAUUUAAAACGUUUUUUUUUUAUAUGUUGCUAUGAUACGAUCAACAUGUACUUUAAAAUCCUUCUUUCAAGGAAUUUCAAUAAAAAGCAUGACUCUUUUGCUUAGAUGUCAUUUUAGAAAGUAGUGUUCGUUCUUGAACAUUCGCCAUACAAUGUUUUCGAAAUUUGGCCAAAAACUUACAACCAUAAAAUCAAGCAACAUGUAAUCAAGUAAUUGUAUGUUCUGACAAGUCCUUACUUAGUUAAUAAGGGCUCGUCAAUAGCUUCGGAAGAAAAUAAAUAGCAUACUAGUCUGUUUAGAUUUUGCUUGUGCAAUGAGCUAUUGUUUCAUGUUGCAGUCUGGAUAGGCAAUUACAUGUGUAAUUGGACGAAAUGCACCCCGGCGAAAUGCAGUAGGCGAUUUUACAUUAUUGUAAAACAUUUUUUAGUCUUCUUGAGACUAUCCACUCACUCACAAAACGCUUAAUUUUCAAUCCGUUGUUUUUUGCUUACGUCAGACCAGACCCCCUGUAAUCUCACAAUAUAAUAGAAAUUACAGUAAAUCAAAGCUCUUGGAAAUAGCUUACAAAUGGAAAUCGGCGCACUUAGACAAAAAAUUACCUUAAGGUUUUUAAAAAUUGACUGCUUCAUAAAACAACUCUGUUUUCUACGGUCUUUGAAAGCGAUAAUGCUGCUCGUUUACUCAAGGACCUGCUCUGACAUGUAAUAAUAAUAAGCACAAGUCAUAUUAGUUAUUAGUAUCGUUAUUAUUACGAGGAGGAGGAGGAGGAGUAGUAGUAGUAGCAAUAGUAGUAUGUGUAAUCAAAUGAUGACGAGUGAAAUUAGGGAUUAAUUUCACGCACGUUUUGUCCAAAUCCUAAUAAUUUCCCGAGCCUUUAUUUGAUUAGGUUUUCUAUUAUUAUUAUUAUGAUUGUUUUGUCGUUGUUUUCAUUGUCUAUUUUUUAACCUGAAAUGAGAUAGGUGUUGCUGCAUUCUUUCUGAAACACCCAGUCAAUGGGUUCACGGCACAGUCUUAAGUGAAACUAUAAACUGAACUGGAUUUAUGUACCAUCUUAUAACUAUUAUUCGUUCUUCAAAGAGACCAAAGAACAACUAUUUAGCUGGUAGGUCAGGAAAAUAGGAAAAACAAGAAACAAAAUAUCAUACCGUGUUUUAUCGUUUGCCUCACGUUUUGAACAGAUCGUAGGGAAAAGGUCGCUACAAACAAGUCUGAUAAAAAAGUCUAAGACUUUCUUGCAGUCAGGGCUACUUAACUCUCAAGGUCAAUGGAAAUAAGCCACUGAAAAUGUCUCUAAGUUCAAGGCGAAAAUCACUGUCAAUCAAAGUAGUCUUGUUCGUUUAUUAUUUGAUUUGCCUGACGUAACUGUUCUAGUUUAUUUUGAUGACUAAAAUGCUAAGAAAAUCAAUCCGAAAACUCAAUCUUUUCGAAUUAGCUUAGAAAAUUGCGACGGCAUUUGUUUGCUGUAUGGUGACUAAGGGUGAACGACGGAAAAUUAACAGCUUUUUUGUCGUUGUUGUUGUUGUUGUUUUUUUGUCACAACUUCUAAAAGGAGGGAAAGAGUCCUUAUUUUACAACAGUAGCUGCCAACGGUCACAAACUGACGAACAAACCUGAGUCCAACGGCACAAUCAUUAUCUUAAACCCUCCCCACCCCACCCGCUCCCGACUCCUCUCCCCUCCAUCGGUGCAUGAUAGCUAUCUUAAGCUACUUAAAGCUGCACAGAAAAAUGUGAUAAGUAAUUUGUAGUUGUUAUACCUGUUUUAACCGGAAUGUCAUUUUGUCAUUUUCAGGAGUAAAGCAUCAGUAAAAUAGAGGUUUAGACGUGAUGCACUGAUUAAAAAUAAAUAUUAAAAGAAAUAGUAUGUAAAGUUAAUGUGUACUCAUGAAUCCACGUGCCAUUAAACAGAGAAUAUUAAUAAGUCACUACGUAUCAGUUUUAAGGAUGUUUCCUAGUGUAAACAAUGAACCAGACAUAUUAUGCAGAGAUAAGUUUUAAUCCUCUAUAUUUCUUAUGACAGUCGAUCUCUUAGUGAUACUAUUCCCGCCAUGCUGACAGCACUCUCCGUGCAAUCUUAAUGUGCUGUUAAUAUUUCAUUUCAUUUGUAUUAUUUUGUCAUUCUCAUCACGUUCCUUUCAAACAUAUAUAAUCUAUUUCCCUCAUUAUGUGAACAAAGAUAUUUUAAGAAAUGCCACAAAACCGCACAGAAGGUAAGAAUUUUAAAUUUCUUUUUCCUUGUUGUAUACUCAAAGAGCUUGCUAACCGCCGUCCGUUCAAAUUAAAGCAAGUCAAACAAGAAUGAGUAGAUACCACAGCCUAAAUUAUUGAUCAUACCCUAAUGAGCAUUUUGAAAAGCGUUUCUUGAGAACUCCCAGCGAAAAGACUUUGAGAGCAGAAAAUAGCCUUCGGCAGUUUAGGAAAAGUAUGUGCCCUAGAUUAUUUGGGUUCACUUACCCUAACCAUUAGCUACAUACGUAUAAUCGGCCUUCAUUUCGGUUUUUAAUAUUUUCCUGGUAAUGAUGGGUUAUUUUUUCUUCCCUUUUAAUCGAAAAUAAAAUUUUGUUUCGUUGUUUGUUUUUUCUUCUUUUUUGAUUUUAAGAAAUGUUGACAUAAGUGUCAACGUUCUAUCAAAAUACCAGGCAACCAACGCAGGCUAUGCCGACAAAAAGCAAUAGAGAAGCGCCAUCAGUACAUUUUAAACUGUUCAUUUGAAAGUAGUUAUCACGAAACGAAAAGUUCAUGCAAAAGUCGUCAUGCUAUAAUUCUAACACCCACAAAAUUACUGACAUGAAACAACACAUUUGUGUUGAAAAGUGAAAAAAAUGCCCGCACUUCCUUGAAACACACUGAAACGAGCGCAGAAAGUCUGGACAUUUUAUCUAAGUGGACGUCGAAAGUGCGAGGUGUUCUCCUAAUGCAGUAGGUAAACUAGGAAACAUGAGAUUUAGAAACAAAAUUGAGUCCGAGAAGCAAGAAUUAAUGUUUUUGACUUGAUUUUAAUGGCAUUUCUUUGUGUCCGCGUCCGAAAUAUUUUUUCCCGCGGUAAUGGUAAUGUUUCAGUACAUAGGCAACUCCAUAUUUAGCCAGAGUCCUUUUUAAGAGGUCCUCAAAGUUAUACUCAUCCAAAGUACGUUACCUUAAAGACGACUUUUGUUUGUUGUAUUAACCUUUUAAAUACCAAAGACAGAUUUAUUUGGGAAAGUGAUGUUUUUAUAUUGGCUGUAAUGUUAAGGUAUUUUUCCUUAGUGUUUUUCCAUCCUCGUGAGAAUAGACUGAAAGGUAGACCACAUCAUCUAAAAAAAUCAUAAACAAUACUACUUCAAUGACGUUUUUGACGUGUGCUAGAUGGAAAUGAAUAUAGCUCGGUAUAACCUCAUAGCUUGUCAAAAUACAAUAAAAAAAGAAGGUGCGACAAUUUUUUUAUUUACUUAUUUUCGCUGGCAAAGUAACAUGUAAAACAAACGUAGGUAUGUCGCUGCCAGCGAGUACAGCCUAUUAAAGUUUUAAUAUGAAUAUUCCAGUCGGGAAGCUGAUGUCUAUAAAUAUAAAUAGGAAACAUCUGAAUGAGAAAGGUUCUUGUAAUAAUGAAAUAUUCACCCUUUUACUAAUGAAAUAGUUUCUGUAAUUGUUCCUUUAGAAUCCAAUACAAUAACGCCCUGCAGGUGAUCGCGACGCCGUAACCGUGAUUAAAGUCUUGAUUUAUGCAAAGCUUUUGCUUUACAGUGAUAAUGAAUAAUUUCAUAUUUAUCACAGUUAUUACGAAAUUAAUUUGACACAUAUCCCUUAUACUUGGCACAGAGCCUUGUACCCUAAGCCGUUCUUCUUUCCUUUUUUCACACAAAAAUGAGGUACUUGGUAUCUGUUUUGUCAAGUUGGAUCGCUGCUCCAUUCCUCGGAGAAACUUCGACGAAAGGUCAAAUACUGAGGGAAGCUCUCGCUUAUUUUUGACUAGAACCCCGGCAUCAACUAUGAAUUGUCAUGAAAACAAACAAAAGCGAGAAAACCCUGAAAAGGUAGGAUUUAAGUCUGUAAAGUUGGGACAGUGAAUUCACUUCAACUUCGUGGUUGGUUUAAACUGAUGACCUAAGUUUUUUUUUAAUGUUUUUGUUUAAUUUUUAGUAAAGCAGGGUUUAUAUUGCACUAUUAAAUUUUCGUCUGUGCUACAUUCUGGCGACCAAGGCAACAAAAAUACAUUUUUCACUGAUGUGACUGAUUUUUUUAUUAUAAUCCUUUUUUGGGGGGUUUUAUUCUAUAUAAAUCUAAACAAAAUAGAGUCGAAACCGGAAAUUUAUUCCCCGGAUAUUUUGCUUCUUUGUAAAUCGAUAAAUCUGACUGCAUGGUAUAUUUUGAUCGAUGUGAUUGUACCACGCGAAAGUCAUUAACGAAUGACAUCGAGGACCGUAGUUCUUACCGUGAUCUGGCCAAAGGGGAGAGAGGGUUUUUCAAGCCUUUUAGUAAAAUGGCUUUGCCUUGGCUUUGACUUUAAUUUAGAGAAGGCUGAGAUUCAAGCUCACUGAGUAACGUUUCAACAGAUACUUAAAAAAUAUGAAUUUAAGAAUGAUUUGCGAUCUGUCAUAAGGGUCGCAAAGCAAACGUUGUUUUUCAUAAAACAAACACGAUAAAAAAGUGGCAACUUCUGACAAGUACCGACGCCAUGUAGCUUCAAGAACGUUUAAUUCAGAAUUCGAAUCCUUGGCGGACUGCCGCGAUGAGUGAAAUAACGACCGGGUAUAACAAAAAAUCACGGCGAAUAGAAUUUUAUAAUGAUACUGUCAGCGUUUUGGUUGGAAUGCUUUUAUGUUGUAAAUGAUAGUUUGUUUUCGAAAAAACAAAUCACUUUUUAGUUGCUAAUUUUCCGACAUGAUAUUAUGCAUUCGGGUUGUGGUUUAGAAUUGUUUGUUGAUAUCUACGUAAUUAUUUUUACCCCUUACUAAAAUCUCAGAACUAUCAAGACUGAAACAUUUCUCGUAACAAGUCACAACAGAAAUUUAUAAAGACUAUUUAAACGGCAUCGUUCGUGUGCCUUCAAAGCAACAAAGGUAUGUUAUUUAUUGGAACCCUCUACCUCCCAUAGUACACCUUACUUUCGUCAGUGAAAUUUGCAAUCAAAAUUUAAACAACAAUAUUCACAGAGAUCAGCGUUGCGAGGAAACCAAAGAGUCUACAAUACAUUUUAACUUUGAAUUAAUUUAAAACUUUUUACACUUUCCGCACUGUAACAAGCGGCAAACAACCGUGGAUAAUUUUCAGGAUUCUGGCCAGUUCGUCGUCUUAUAAUUCAGAUUCUCAGUGUUGUCCUAUAAAAGAGGUGCUAACGAGAACCGUGCGUUUGAAAUCGACAUACUUGUGUUAUCAUGACUCCGUGGUUAUAUUGCAAUAUACUGAUUUUUUCUUAAUGAAAGAUUGACAACCUCUAGAUAUUAAACAAUUGUAGUCGAGUCCAAAAAAGCGAGCUAGUUGCCGAAACCCCCCUCUUGGCUAAAACAGAUCUGAAGCCCUGGCGUUACUAUCCAUGCGUACGUUGCCCCUAUUGAAACCACUAGUGAUUUUCAGACCAACUAAAUACGCAAUUUUCCCUAUCAUUUUUCAGACAUGACUUUAGGAAAAUUAAAUAGAGCCCAUAAGUCGGUUUAAUAAAGACCCGAGUCGUGCAAUCUUUUCGCACCCUGACCACUGAUGCUAAAAGAAUCAACAAUAUAAUGACGAUGGAUGUAGGUACGUUUUUAUGCCUCCAAACCAUCUUUAGUUAGCUUGCUUUUUCAGCUCAAAUGUUCUUGAAGCUUGUCCUUUAAAAACAAACAAAAAUUAACACUCCGUUUGAUGCAAAGAUUGCGUAUGUUGUUAAAUUGCUUUACGGACACGCAAGAAUUACAGGCCUUAAGAAACGGCUUUUUAUGACCAAUACUGGUUAAAUUUCUCUUUUCCGCAGACUCAAAACUUCGCUACUCGUUAGGGGACCUACGGGGUAUAGCUCAUCAUCGCGUGAUAAAAUCCUACAAUGUGAUAAAUGACUUUUAGACAUCAAAAAUUUUUCAGGUGAAGUUGAUGGAAUAUGUUCUCUUGAAUAAAGAUGCCAAUUACAUUUGAGAAAUAGAUGGUAUAAGUAUAUUCUACUUGCGAAUCUAAACCCCUAAAAAAGUUUCAAACAAAACUAAAGACUAAACUGAACCCUUUAUUAAGAUCCUCUGAUCAAGAAAUGCUUAAUUGAUCAAUAACAAUAACUGAAUUGGCCUAUGGACUUACCACUGCAUUCCAUCUUCAUUUGCGCUGCAAGCAGCCCAGGCUGGAAACCUUAAUCUCACACGGUGCGUAACAUUUAAUUUAAAACACAGCAAAUUGGAAUUUAACAAGGACUCUGAUAGCUUACGUAACAGACGUAAUUUUGACUGCGGUCCAGAAACAGUGACUUGGGUUUUACUAUAUCAGAAAUUUUCCUUGUUCUUGUGUCAAUCGAGGAAUCUGGCUGGUUACAAGUUAGGCAGAAGUUUCUUCUGACGGGGGCUCUCUGCUUAGUCAGCGAAUUUCGAACAAAAGUACCUUUUUGAAUUACUUUUCAUGUCCCAUGAAAAGACGCAGCCUUUUUUGUUGGCAGAGAAUAUUUGGUAAGGAAGCAAGAAUUUUAAAGACGAAUUUUUUGUCUAACAACAGAGAAUAUAUAAGGGGCACCUGUCGGCUCGUAACUAAAAGUCUUGGUAAAAAACAACAACUCUCUGUUUAAAAUUUCGCAAGGUUAGAACUGAUUACUAGGUCGUGUUAAUCAAACAAAUAUGAAUUUAAGUGUUUUCACAGCUGACUAAUAAAACAUGAACGAAAAAUAAAGAAGGAAAUUGUUUUAUGCUGUUUUUUUUUUUAAUUAAGGAUGGAUAUACCGUCUUAAUUCUUUAUUUCAUGCAUAGAGUAGUUCUGAAGGCUUUCGGUUAAAGCACAACUCAUGGGACGCUUUGUUGGCAAGUGAAUCAGUUUAGAAGCAAUUAAUUGCCAGAUCCUUUGAUUUUGAAGCUUUGUCAGUCGAACAAGUUCAUCUCCGUAGCGGACAGAAUUCUAUUGAAAGCGCUGAAAGAAUCGAGUUAAAGCUCCAAAAGUCGUUAACCAUUUAGCUGAGGAAAAAAAUGCCCCGUGCAACGAGCCAUACAAACUAAAAGUCAGGAUAGAGUCAAGAAAAAUAAAUUAACAUUCCUUUUAAAACCAUGUAACUCAGAGAGUAUCAGUUUUGUACUGAUAUGGAUAGAAAAGGAAAGCAUCCCGGUCUUACAACUAAGAAUAUGGAAUAUUUUUUCCACCGUUCCGAUUGACAAAUAUUUUUAAACUAUAGCAAUACGGUAUUUGCUCAAAUCUCUUUCGUCGAUACCACUUAAGUUGUGACUUGCUAUUUACUUAAAGUAAUCCAUGUAUAGAGUGGUUUCAAGGCCGCAGUGGACCCUUCGCAUUACAAUCAGUGGAAAACUAAAGUGUGCGUACUAGAUAUUCUACCGUUAUAAAGAGCUACAAUCGGCGAAAAAUUGUUGAGACAUUGCACUCAAAUAGAGUUACCACAGAGAACAAAAGAGUCCACACCGCCCCCCUUCCCCUCCAAUCAAAGUGUUUGUUGUUUCUAUAGGUAGCUCGAACAGAGGCACAACGUUGCGUGGAGGGGAUGGGGGAGGAAAAGCUUUAUUUUCCCCUCUGGAAGUCAGUAAAGCGUCAGAAAGCCCCUUUAGAUUGAAGUGUCUCAGCUAAUUUUGUCGCCGAUUGUAGUAAUUGAAUAAACUUUAGUAUCUAGAGAGAAGUGGAACUGAGCGUAACAAAUUAAAGAGGCGCUCUUAAGAAUAAGUUCGACAUCAUUUUACUUCCAACGCUAUUUGAUUGGUUCAAAAGACUUGCAACUUUCUUAUCGAAAGAAAUGAAACCAAAUGCACCCGUAAAAUGUAACAUGGGUGCAUAUCAAGAGACUAUAAAGGGGACAGAGAGGGUAUCCCCCAUAUACACCCUAUUCCAUAGGUAAUUCGUCUCGAGUUAUUUUUAACACCACAGAUCUCAAGGGGGAUUAGACAACAGCCCAUCACAUAGCACGAAUGUGUUCCGCGUGGAUGACCCACGCUGAGAGCCACGCGUCCUUCACGAAAUGACGCAGAACAAAAUGGGGGAAGACGCGGAGAGCAAUUUUGCUAUUCCUUUUGUCGAAGAAAACGACUACAGAGAGAUUUCUUCGAAAGCUGUGUCAGCGAAACCGAAAUUAAAAAAGAAUCGCCCUUCCUCCCUUGUAUAGAGCUAACAGUAGAGCAGGGAAAUCCUUAACACACUGAAUAUUCUCUCAGGAUCUUUUAUAAUUUACAGUUUGAAGAGAGCAAUUUCUGGUUUGAUGUUUAUUUUUUUCAGUCUUUAUAGCGAUUAUUCCUGCCCACUUACUUUGUCAAUUGUAGGCGAAUCCUCCUAAAGCAGAAUUUCAAGGGACCAUAUUCAACCUCAGAAAGAGAAAUAAAAUUUCGUCGUUGCUUAUUUACGUCCUCCAUAAAACGCGAAAUUGGGCAUUUUCACGUCGUAGUCGUGCAAAAACGGGAAAGAAAUGAACAAAAAAGUGUGUUGCACGUGCGAAGUUGUUGUUUUGCUAAUUAAACCUAUUGUUUUUUUGACGUUCUAGUUGUCGUCCGCAUCGUUGGAUUUUAAACUCCCUAAAUUGUACAAACGACCGGUUUCAAUAGACCGGCCAAAUAUCUCAUUUUAUUAAAGCACUGAGGUUACGACAACUUCGAGUUAAACUGAUUUCACGGGUUGUCAAAGAGUCCGGCGAUUCCUUUUUCCCAGGUGAGCGCCGACUCAUUUCGCUUCAAUAUUCAGGAAUGCUCUCGAUCUUUUUACGCUUUCAUUGCCUCUCGCCCGACAUGUUUUGCACGGCGUUUGGUCAUGCGAAACCUCCACGAAACAUCCACGCCUCGCGCGAGGUAACUUUAUCCCGAUUCUAAAAAUAACUCGAGACGAAUUACCCAUGGAAUAGGGUGUAUAUGGGGGAUGCCCUCUCUGUCCCCUUUAUAGUCUCUUGGUGCAUAUCUAUACAAAAAAAUCAACAACAUGAAUGUAUCUACAUAAACAACGAUAUUUUUAAGAACUAAAAACUCUCUCCCAUGACCACUUCCAGUUAAAGUACACAGUCUGUUGAGAGGCUUAGGCUCGAAUGGAAGUCCUCUUGGCACGGAUUUGUACGCGAAUUCUCCCCACUAAUCUAAAAUGCAAUGAAUAAGAAAAUGUCAAGUCACGUCCAUUGAAGCUCCUGAUGUACCUUAUGAAAUCGAUUGUUUGUUGACUGUCGAAGCCUCAUUUCGGUCACUUUGUCAUUCUUCUCUGUUGGAAUAAUACAAACACAGGAGUCAUCGAUUUUUUGUUGAUUUACUAUGAGAAGGUGUUGAUUUCCUAUAUUUAAAUAGUGAGAACACAUUUAAGCACUCUGAAAUGAGUAAAAUCUUGAAAGAUGACGUCAUAGAACAACGCUGCUAGUUAAUUAUUGAUUUAUGUCUCACUCUUAUCCCAAUGAUUCCGCUCGACCCAACGUCAGUCUGCUAUGCGUGGGCUGUGUGAGCUAACAUGUUUAUAUUUAGAAAUUUCUCCAUUAGCCAUCAUUGCUAGAAGAUUUCUUACUCGGCGAUCAAUCGAAAAGUAGUUUAAAUAGUACAAAAAUUCAACUAAGGAUUUCUUGAUAAAAAAUGUACCGACCCGAACUUCGAGGUUUGUUUGAACUAACUCGCAGCCAAAAUAAACAGGUAGAAUUACUUGGAAACAGCCUUUAUUAAAAUAAAUUUUAAUAGCUAUUUAGCUUAAAUCAUAACUUGAAAGUACUUUGAGCAAUUAGUCCAAGCUCUUCCGGAAAACUCUAACCCCGGGGGGUACUUCCCUAAAAGAGGCUAAUGGGGAUGUGCCGCCGGAUGGGGUCGAGUUGCUAGAAUGGGGUCGCACAUUUUCGGGUUUUUGGGGGUAAGACAGUUCUUCAUAUUUACGGUUAGCAAAAGUACCAAAAUAUUUGUAACUGCAGAUGAAACGAUAAAGUGUUGUUCGUUCAAUCAGGAGCCUUUCAAAUUUGAUGGGCUCCUGGUUCAAUCUAAAACUGAAAUGGGUCAAUUCAUAAAAAUGGAAAGUGACUAAGCUGAGAUCGCAAAAAUUACAUAUACGCACAAAAGUGACUAAGAUGGGGUCUAUAAUUGGCCACAGAAUAGACUAUAAUGGGGUAGCAAAAAUUAACCCAAGUAGCCCCCCCCCCCCCCCCACCUCCCCUCCCCGCCGGGGCUCUAACGGCUUCCAGAGUUUAUAACUGUUUUGUUGUUAAUAAAUAAUCAGGCCAAGACGAGACUUAUUAGAAAUAACGAGCUGAAAAUAAGCAGAAAACAUAACAAGUUCAAAUUAAUCAGUCAAGCUUUAAAAAUGUCGGCAAACAAUGACUGCAACACCUGCGCGACACCUACAAUCAAGAGCGUUGGAUUUUAAAACAAACUAAUUUACAUAAUAACUUAAAGUCGUCAGGUGCAGUGUUUACGAGGGUAAGUUGCCAGUCUUCUGAACAAAAUCUCGUUUUACCCAAGUUACACAUUUACAAUUAACGCCCAGCUAAAUGAAGCUUUUUUCUUUUCUCUGCUAAAAAUCAGGCAAUGUUUUUUACUAUGCAUUCCUAAACUAGUCUUUGUUUACAAAGUUAACAAGCAAUUUUUGAGGUUUAAACAAGGCUUUUUGAGGCUUUGAGGUUUUUGAGAACAUUCUUACCAGCACUUUCCUCGACGCAAUAAAGAUGCUUUUAAGUAAAUUUAUUAAAAGUUUCAAGUGCGUUGUUUACCAAGUAAAACGUGGAUUUAUUAGUCAGUUGUGCAGGCGUGGUCCUUAAGUUAGUAAAGCUUUUUAUGAUGCUCUCCAUUCACUACUACAGAAUCACUUCAUUGAAGUCUACGAUGACUAAAUUCAAAUACAAUCGAAACUAAGCGACUUCUCUGUGAUGUGUUCGAAGCUAAGAAGCCACUGGUUGGUGACAAAAGAUUCUAAAACAGUUGCCAUUGCCAAGUAGAGAUUAUUCAAUCUUAAACAGUCGGUUAUACAGAUACACAAACAACGCUCAAAAAUUAGUACCUGCUAUAGGAUAGCCACAAGCAGGUAGGCAGAAUUUAGUAUUCAUGCGAUUUACUGAACUGCCAGUUUCAGAGGCUCAACCAGGCAAAUUGUGUUUGUUAGGCUGAAGAAACGACCUAAUGUCUGGCAAUUUACAUUUUAAUCGAAUCUCAAGGACAGACCGUAUGAAAAACGUAAGAAGCAUUUCUUAAAUUGGUUUUUCAUGCAAAUUUUGCCACUUAAAAUACUGUUACCCUGCUAGUAGCGAUUAAAUUUUAACAGUUGCGUACUUCCACCUAAUGUGUGGAAACAAAUAUUUGGUACAUGAAUGUUUGCGCAGUGUUCGAUAAUCCCUUUUUCGUCCUGUUUUUCGUUCAGGUGAUGUUUUCGUGUACACUGCCUCCUUGUUCACAGAGCAGAAAGCAAUCUAAAAUAGCCAGAGAAAGAGAGAGGAAAAAAUCACUGCAAAAAGGAAAGGAUCGCUAUAACAUUGUCAAGGGUCUGGCUGAAGGCGUCGACGGAAUUUCGUUCGAAAGUCUGCUAAAACGGCGCCAUUAUCUGCGAGCAAGAAACAACUAUCUUAUUUUGGAGCCCUUCGAUGAUUCCGAAAACUACAGUAAGUAUGAUAUUUUUACUUAAUUUGUACGAUUAUAUGGUGAAAGUUAAAUGUUAUUAUCGUAAUCAAUAUUUACAAACGACUGUUUCUUGAUUAUAUUGUGCCCGGGAAAUAAAUUAUUUUGAUUGGUUCUACAAAGGGUAGAUAACCAUCAAAGAUAUAACCUACAAUAGCUACAGAAAAGUGAACUCCAGCCAUGCCUUACUGUAGCUAAACAGUUUUCUUUUUUUCUGAGAAACUAAGCGAAAGCAUAAGUCAGCCGAAAUUUCACCUCACCGUGGAGUUUUCUUUGUAGUUGAUUUAUAAAACUUCUGCAAAUCAAGCUUUUCAUGUAAGUUUCUUGUCUUUGUUCAUGUGGCGAUGUAUUUAAAUAAAGUCGGUUGCAUCCCUAUGUGAAUAGUAUCAUUUCAUUUCCAAGUUAGCCCACUGAGAUGUCACAAUGAAUUGUACCUAGUGAAAAGAAUCGACUAUUCUAAAACUACAAAAUGUAUUCGGUAUUACUAAAAGCAAAACACGAUUCGAAACUACUAUUUUAAUUGCAUUUUUGGCGCUCCUUUACGCGUCUGCUUGAUCAGUUGUUGCCGUCAAUUUGCGGACAAGUCGAUGCAAGAGUGUCUUUAUUUUUCGCUUUAGCACUAAACGGAGCUGCACAGCGCAGGCUUCGGUUAUUUAAACGCAGCCAGGGUUUAGCCUGUGCGUUUCAGUCAAACACGAUGGUAUUCUAAGUGAACAGCAUGAAGAAAGCAUAUGGUGCUGACAAGGCCGAAAUACACUAUACAGUGGAGGUCGUAACGGACACUUUGGGAAGGGGGCUCAACUCCCAUACAAACUCUUUUUUUUACAUUCUCGUAAGCGGCCAGCUCCAGGUACGAACACCUUUUUCGCGGCCCGAGCUGGAGGGUGUCCGCUUAAGAGAUCUUCCUCUGUACUGCUUAAAAGAAUUCACAUACAAACAGAUCAGGAAGUUACUGAGUUACAAUUGACUCAAAUCACGGAGGUGACUUAGAUUUUACAUAUAAAACAAACCCAUAUGUUUACCGUCAAUAGUUCUCAUGAGCAAAUCUUACCAUGAGCUCGAUUUGAACAUUCGACACAGCUUUUCACGGACAUUUUUAAUUUUAGCAAAUUUUUUUUAUCGAUACGUAUUUGAUUCUCACUUCCUUUUAGCAAAUAAAGCCCCGUAAAACUAAGUUCUUUAAAAACAUAAGCUAAGCUGUGGCUGGAAGUUCUCUGAAGUAAGCCUUUUAAUUGUUUUCCACACUGAGUAGCUAUCGAUUGUAUGGGAUUUACAAAUUGUUUUGAGUCGAGAUAUCUAUCACGCGGCAAUCAUUAUAAAAAGUCCGGUACGGUGUAGAAUCUUAGAGUUUGAUUUGCUAAUGGCUGACGAUGAUUGGUCAAAGUUGAAAUUUAAGUGAAAGAAGGAAAAAAGAAGCACACAGUAAUUUUUAGGGAGUUAUUAUAACUCCAAAAAUGGAGUAAAAAUUUUAUGUACAGGAUAACCCCUUUUUGGGGGUUACUUUAACUCCUAAUUUAACUCCAAAUUUCGGGUCAUUUUUACUCCUUAGAAAGAGUUCUUUUAACUCCUUGUUGGAGUUAAAAUAACUCCUCUGUAAAGAGUUAAAUUAACCCCACUAGAAGAGUUAUUAUAACUCCUUGAAAAUUACUGUGCACUUAUUGGCAAAAAAAUUGGCUUUCGGCCCGUUGUUUAGGCUCUCUGAAAAGCCCAAAUAUAAAUACCGAGGCAUUUUUAAAGUUUUAAGAAAUAUUUUCUUAUGUCGUUUCAAAGUGCUGGAAGCAAAAUCAAAAUAUAGAAGCAACGAUCUAGGAGUUUUUUAUAUGUCUUGAGGUCAACUUGCACGGUCGGCUUUCAAAGAGAAGGAAAGGUUCGAAGGAACGUAUUAUGGAAGGAAGGAAUCGGAUUUGAAAAGCAAUAUCUGGCAAAUUUACAAAAAUCUCGGCUACAGAGAAUAAUUAACAUUCUUGGCCUAAUUGGCCUUAUCCUCUGUCCUUGACUAGGGAGCUAAACGGCAACGGCAGCGAAAACAUCACCAAAAAAAAAGUGAAUUCGCGCUGUUUGAAACUUCAUUGCCCUUAUUCCAACUUUUUUAAUUUGUCAAAUGUUGGCGAUUUUUUCAGGCCUUGAAUGCUAAAGGACUGCGUCUAAGUUCACAAAAGAAGAUUUAAGAAAAUCACUUGAAGGUCUGAUUUCACUUUUGCAAAUUCCUUAAAUCCUAUUUUUCAUACAAAGUCUAUAAAUCGUUCGUAAUAUGCAAAAUAGUAUCGAAUACGGUAGUUUAGGCAUCGAGCUUGGGCCGCCUGUCAUAAAAAAAACUUCCUCUAGUCAAAAUCAAUGAUAAAUUCUCGCAUACAUACAUUAAAAAGAAAAGAAUGCUGAACUUAGUUCUUUUCUUCAGGGAAAGAAAGCACAUUCCUCCCUCUUCAAGAUAUGUGGUUUGAAGGUUACUUCGCUUUCGAAUCACUCUUGAAUUCAGCGCAUUUUAUUCGCCGAUGUGGAGAGCAGCUUCUUCUGCAAAAGUAUGAAAACUCUCAUUUCUUUAAAGAGGAUUCAAGCUUCAAAUUAACCAGAAAACGCUGCAUAGGUAAGAAUGAGUUAAAAAUAGCCUAUACAUGCAACCACAGAGGGCUUAGCUUGUCAUUCCUGUCGUCAGUGUCGUGUUGGGGGAGAGGAGAUUUUCCAUGAAAAUGGCGGGGCUGCUCAUCGACCCAUCGUAUCUUUUUGGGGUGUAAUGUUUUGGGAUUGCUGCAUGCGCAGCUUGGGGCGCUAAAAUCUAAAAUGAGCGCCAUUAGAGUCAUUUUUCAUGGUACUUUGUAGUGGUCUUUUAGGGGUUCAAACCGAAAAACUUAUUUUGACUGGUGGCCACUAUGGCCUUGUAGAAGGCACAAGUGUAAUAAAUGGACCCAAGUGUAAUAAAGGUCCCAUCACCUCUAUAGGUGUUACGAGUACCUCCGCCAUUUAAGGGGAUUUCCUCCUGGUCGUGACUAUCCCUCAUUUCUUCGCGAUUACAUUCAUGACUGAUCAACCAGUCGUAAGUUUAUACGCUUGUUCCACUCAGAGCUUUGAAAGCUGAAGAAAAUUUUUCUUCAACGUGUCUUAUUUUACAACUGAAUUUCGAAAAAAAGAUUUGAGCCUUUUCCUAUUGAAUAUUUUAAGCACUCUUUACAACUGAAAAAAAAAACUAAAGAAGAAAGUUAAGAACAAUAUACUAGGUUAAAUUUACUGACUUUUCAACUGGUGCUAUCAUUUCUCUUUAAGCCUGUAUAGGAGUGGGCUCUCGAGUAUGGGCAAGAGCAGAAAAGGGCUGUUUCUUCAGAGGUAUCGUGACAGAAAUGAACGACGAAAUUCAUGUGAAGCUUGAUAAUGGCAAGAAAAUAAGACACAAGAGGUCGCAUGCCGAAUGCAUUGUAGCAGAUGUCAUUCCUCACGCCAUGGAAGUGGAGAUAGGCACCCGAGUCUUGGCUAAAUGGUACAAUCGCUUAGACACGUUUUAUCCAGGGACUGUUGUUGCUGUGCGGCGAAGUCUCUUUGAUAUCCGGUUUGAUGACGGAGACAAAGGGUGUAAUGAACUUAGAGAGUUGAGGAUUCUCGGACCAAAGACUGAAGCAGACGAAGGUACAAUGUAUAUAAGAUUAUUCCUUUCAUUCAUACUUUUUAAUUUCAUUUAUUUUUCCCAUUCCAUUGUAUAUAACACAAGAUAAAUCACAGACAAACGUUAGUGCUUGAGUCAUGGAAAGUUUACAAUACACGAUAAAACUAAAGUAAAUUCAAAUAAGCUUGUCAAAAAAGAAAAAAAAGAAAAAUAAUGGAAGGGAGAGGGGUACAUCUAGGUCAACUAAUAUUUUGCCCCUAGAAAAAAACGUAUCAUAAGAAAGUAUUGUAGGUUCUAAUAAGUAGUGAUUUAAGAGAAAAACGGCAUAGUUUGUCCCUUUUUUGCUUUGUUUUUUACAAGGUUUCCUCUAAAGUUUCGUUUUAAAAUCUAAGUAAAAUUGCUAAAUUAACGAGAGCGACAAAAAAAGGUGGUCAUCUUGACCUCUGGCCGGUGACUGUACAUUCAUUCAUACUUGUGACAAAAGAUAAAAAUUCCGCCAAAAAUUAAAUUUCUUUUCUCAAAAUCCCAAGAAAUAAAUAGUACAAUGCAAAUUUUCUCCCAAAGAAGUGUUAAUUGAAUGGUAAUACCGUAGGAUUUUGUCCACAGAUUUAAAACUUAGACUAGCUUGUCCUAACGUGGUCCAAGAGCGAUAGGAAUAAAUUGUAUAUUUUUAUAUCCCUGGAGCCUUGAUGCAUCUCUCUAAGGCUUGGAUCACAGAACAGCAGCUUAUUUAUAGAUUAAUGAGGUUUCGUAGGAUGUGAAGAAUUAUGCAGAUCAGGGACAAAGUUACCCACCGAGGCCGAAUGUCAGGUGGAUAUGCAGGAGCCCAGAAACAGUUUGCAGAAUUACUCUUUUUGCUGAUCGUUUCUAUGUUAGAACCCCGUCGAAAACUGAAAUACCAAAUUACUAGAUUCUGAUCUAACAAUAAAGCACUUCGUUGUAUUAAAAGAUUAAUACCAUAUUUUAAAAUUACAAAGGGUUGUUUAUUUUUGUCUCACUUUUAGGAGGCGGAAAAACUCUUCCUCCUUGGUCCUCACUCGAUGGAAUUCCUCGCGUGGGCGGCUUGUGCAUCGAAUACGGCAGUCUCCUAGCAACAAGUAACCGAGACGUAAACGAAAAAAUAACGAUAGACUAUGAAAUCAUGUCUCCACUGGACUCCCCAGUAGAACGUGUUUCCAGUCCCUCCGAACAUGCGAAUGUAGCCGAUAUGGCCGAAAAUGAACAUUUAGAUAAUCACUCUGAGAAUCAUGCCGAAAGCGAGGAUAAUAAUCAGCAAGACGAGGGCUUUGGGUUUGAAAACAAUUUCCAAUACCUCACACCUGGUAUUUGUGAAUCAGAACCACGAAAUCCGAGUCAGGUCAGCGGAAGCUCAACAGACAGUGGUUACCAAGGAAAUAACCAUAAUCGACAGCGGAAAACCGGUUUGUGGACAGUCACCACCUGUGAGUGCAUGCUUAUCCGAUAGAGUUUUUUUUAAAAUUGGCAAUUUUCUUUCAAAUUCUCCUGUGGCUAAUUCCUCAACAUGGUAGCAUGUUGAUACUGUUUUUCAGCACAAUCAAACAGUUCAGUUUAUGUUGAGGCAAUGCUGAAACUUUUACACAAAAUGACGACAGCCAAAUCCUGCUGUUUUAUCCAAGACAAAAAUAUAGACAUAAAUAACAAAACAGCAAGGAGUAAAGAGACUUGAGGUUUCCCGAUAAUUCUGACGGACAAACCGUCCUUCUUCAGGGGAUUUAAUGAAGAAUAUAUUUUGAGGCAAUGCUAUCCUGAAUCUGAUCCGGCUUUCUUUAUCAUGAGUUGACCGUGCAAUAAUUGUUUCCAACAUCGGUUAAUGGUCAUUAAUUUGAUCUACUUGAGGUUACUAUUACAAUGGUACUACCCAUUUCACUUAUGAAAACUAGCGGUUGUUUUUUUCAAAGGUUUAAUAAAUCAAACUUCGUUUGAGGCACGCACGGAGCGUCAAGGUUCCUGGCAGAAAAACUGUAUUAAUUUGUUAUCUUAAACAAAUCUUCUGGCUGAAACGUUUCUCUAAUUUAGCAUACACAAUGUUUCGAGUAUUAAAAGAUAAAUGAAAGCAGAAGGUACUAUACAAUAUUUUUCUUGCUGGUCUUCGCUUUUUUUUCUCUUCUACUCUCUGACUUUCUUAAGGAAAUAUUCGUAUUCGAAUUUGCUGUUUGCGAACGUGUCCAUCGUCGACCAAUGCGGCAAGUCCCUUAAUCAGUGGUGGACAUGUUUCAUUUAAAUACUGACUUUUGAUGUUUAUUCUUGUACUUUUUCCCACCUGCACCUAGUUUAAUGUUUACUCUUUGACCUCUAUUCUCGCUGUCUCUUCUACCUGUAGCUCAACACAACGUCUCCCAGUGUGGCAAUAAUAAAGCCCAGCUUCUUUCUCCUUUGAAAUAUCUCUCGCACCUACACGUGCCGGGCCUUUCAGAUAUCUCGGAUGUAAAGCGAAACCUUAGUGAGUUGAGCAUGACUUCCAGUGUAGACAGCGGUUUUAAGGGCAGCGGUCAUUCCUUCAGACUGCACGCGCCUGGGUCGCCAGGGUUGCCGGUCAGAUGUAAGUGUAUGGAAUGACCAUGCGUAUGCACGAGCACUGCAUGUGAUUUUGAUCAGAUCUAUUUAUCACACUGACUUCUAAUUGGACAGGUACCUUACGAACUUGUCUUCAUUCUUUUACUACCUACUUCAGUUGUAUUUCUUUCAGUCUUUUAACUGACACGCGUUGUCUAAAACGCCCUGACGCUGUUUAUUACUUGUAAGUUUUUAUAGUUUUUGCAGUUUUCUUCCAUUGAACCUAAACUCAUCCUCAUGGCCCUCUCGUUCAGAAUCAUGGCAAAUAUUUAAAGCAAACAUCGGACUCUUCUAGCCAGGAAACAUGGAAUCACCGUUUUCAAAAUGUAGAAGAACCUAGGGGUACGAAUCAAUUAAUGAGCUCAAUUUCUGUCUGUCUGUCUCUAUAUCUCCGUCUCUCCUCCCAACCGCCCAUAAAAAUAAAACAGUUUACUUAGGGACUAGCCAACAAUAUAUCUUACUUUUGCUAAUUGUGUAGCUUAUUGCUAUUUGCUAAUAGUCCAGUUUCGGAUUAAAAAUUAACGCAGAAUACAAACAUUAACGACACAUUCAUACAGGGUUAGCCUCGACGUAAAGUAAAAUAUUCAGAAAUUCCGGCAAGUAAGUGUUUGAAAUUUGAAUAUAAUUAAUAGACAGGGUAACAAACAGGUCUUUUUCUCGUUGGAAUUUGUGAAUAUAUUACUCAGAUGGAGGUUAAACCUGUAAAAAAUGCGUCUUCACUUCUUUAAUUCAGCGGUCUUAUCGAACUCCAAACUGGACUAUUAAGUAUGGCGUCAAUAAAGAAUGGUUUUCAUUAUAGUUGGCCAAAAAGAAACAAUUUUUUUUUUCUGUUCUCCCAGGCCCCGGCCGUGCAGUUCCCGUGCUCAAAGUCGAAGAGUUCUCCUGGAAAGACGAACAAGAACAUGAGCCAGAGACAGAAAUACCGGAGAAUGUUAACAAUUUGGAGAUAAAUGGAGAGGCAGUGCACAGUGGACCAGUAGGU